Messenger RNA from Glossina fuscipes, 1599 nucleotides. It is a transcript of the gene Snp, whose product is annotated as ERI1 exoribonuclease 2. Bases 231 to 1379 code for a protein of 382 amino acids. Gene Ontology annotation, biological process: exonucleolytic trimming to generate mature 3'-end of 5.8S rRNA from tricistronic rRNA transcript (SSU-rRNA, 5.8S rRNA, LSU-rRNA). The transcript has 3 exons. The record is from RefSeq and is a predicted model, not a curated record. Gene Ontology annotation, molecular function: 3'-5'-RNA exonuclease activity; nucleic acid binding. NCBI's taxonomy places the organism in Eukaryota, Metazoa, Arthropoda, Insecta, Diptera, Glossinidae.
AAUAAAACAAAAAUGUCGUCAACACGUAAAAAAAAAUCACCAAAAUAAAUAUUCUAAAAUCAUUGUUAUAGUAUACAACCCUGUAGUAGCUUUCUCUCUUUCUUUGCAAAAAAAAAAAAGUUUCAAAUGAAACAGAUGGUUUCUGAUUUACUCAUUUUCUAUAAGCCGAACAUACAUAUUUUUAAUUUUAUCUUUUUAAUUUUUAACAAUUUUUUUGCCAAAUUUUCACGAUGAAGAGGGAAAAUUUCCCUACAAAUACAAUACUAUUUAAAAACAUACCUAAGCAAAUUACAAAUGUUGAAGACUUAUUAAAAUCUUUAAAUAUACCCGCGAAGCAAGUGAAACCUUUUGGACGUAAACGUGUCCUAAUCACAUAUGAAGAUGCUGAGAAAACUGAAGAAGCUUUGGAUACGUUAAAAAGUUUAGAAAUUAACGAGAAAUUGUGCAAUGUCAGCCUCUUUACUAAGGAAAAAAUAAAUGUGAAUGAAAAAGUAGUACCUAAGACUAAAAAAAUCUUAAAAAUCAACAGAUUAGUGCAAACGUCAGAUUAUGAAUAUGAUCAGCUGAAUACGACCGGAGAGAGCAGGAAACCUCCUGUUACGCCAGUUAAAAUAAACAAGGAAUUGGGUUUAAUCCAAACUAUUUACGUAGAUGGAGCCCAAGCUGAUAAUAAUAAUUCAUCAUCGAAAACCAGUAAAUCCAAGCUUUCACAACAAACGUACGAUUAUGUAAUAUGUGUAGACUUUGAGGCUACAUGCUGGGAAAAUCAAGCUCCUCCGAGAUGGCGAGAAUCUGAAAUUAUAGAAUUUCCAGCCGUUUUAGUAAACUUGAAAACUGGGAAAAUUGAAGCUGAAUUUCAUAAAUAUAUUAUGCCAAUAGAAUCACCGAAGUUAAGCGCGUUUUGCACCAAACUCACUGGCAUCGCACAAAAAACUGUUGACAACGGUAUACCCUUGCAAACGGCAUUAAUGAUGUUUCAAGAGUGGUUGCGCAAAGAGUUAAGAGCUCGUCAUUUAUCUUUGCCGAAGAUGACCAAAGACAAUAAAUUAGGCAAUUGUGCCUUUGUUAGCUGGACUGACUGGGAUUUUGGUAUAUGCCUACAUAAGGAAUGUUCACGUAAACGAUUAAAGAAGCCACCAUAUUUUAAUCAAUGGAUUGAUUUGCGUGCAAUUUACAAAAAGUGGUAUAAAUAUCAACCAUUAAAUUUCGCUGAUGCGCUACGUCAUGUCGGCCUUUCAUUUCAAGGUCGCGAGCAUUCGGGUAUAGAUGAUGCCAAGAAUUUAGCUGGAUUGGCUUAUAAAUUGAUUAAAGACGGUGCCACUUUAGCAAUUACACAAGAUUUAACACCAUUUCAAUUAAAUUUAAAUUGUGUUUUGUAAAACAUCAUAUUAUAAUGUAGUUUAUAUGCAUAAGUUUUUCUAAAGAAAUUUCAACAAUUAAGAAAAAAAAUUUAUAAAUUCUGGUAAAUUAUAAGACUUGACUUCUUUUAUAAAAUAAAGUAUGAAGUCGAAGCCGCUAAACAGGAAAUAUAAAAACGAAACAUAUAUAUUUCAUAAGAAAAGUUGCGAAAUUAUAAUUUUUUAAAUUUCAUUAAUAAAA